Messenger RNA from Megachile rotundata (alfalfa leafcutting bee), 1258 nucleotides. Its product is annotated as ankyrin repeat domain-containing protein 49. Gene Ontology annotation, molecular function: protein binding. Lineage: Eukaryota; Metazoa; Arthropoda; Insecta; Hymenoptera; Megachilidae. The record is from RefSeq and is a predicted model, not a curated record.
AACGGUUUUAUUUGGGAAAUAAGAUGAAUUUUAAAUCGUUUCAAAAACAAUCGAAAAUAUGGAAUGAUUUUCACAUCUUAGAAAAAAAGAAUUGUAUUUAAUUCAUGCCGCAAGAAAAGUAUUUCGAAGAUUCCAGCAGAUGGAUCUAAAUUCCGUUCAGAGUGUUUGUUUACGUAGUUGAAGAAUAACAAUGUCAUCGUCCGAAGAAGAAAAUGAUCAGUUGAUGGAUUUAGAAACUAUACGAGAUAAAAUAUUAAGUCAACCACGUAGUGAACGCAUGCAAGUAAGUGCUUGGGAAGAUGACGAUGACGGGAUAGAAGCUGAACGAAAUGCUAAAGAACCUGAUGCUAAAGAAAUUCUAAAUGCAGCUGAAAAUGGCGAACUGGAUAAAAUAAAAAAAUUGGUAACGCAAAAUCCAUGUCUAUUAAACUCUACAGACAAGGAUGGUUACACUGCUCUACAUAGAGCUUGUUAUGGAAAUCAUGUGGAAGUUGUGGAGUAUUUACUUCAAGCAGGUGCAAAGAUAGAUGCUAAAACUAUGGAUGAAUGGCAACCAUUGCAUUGCGCAUGUUGUUGGAACAAUGUUGAAUGUGCAGCAGUGUUAAUUGCAAAUGGAGCAGAUAUAAAUGCUAAAAGCAAAGGUGAUCAGACACCUUUGCAUUUGGUAUCAGCAAGUUCUCAUAAUUCUCCAGCUUUGCAGCUGCUUUUACUACAUCCUGACACUAACCCACAUAUAGUCAAUUCCAGUGGUGAUACAGCAGAAGAUAUUGCAAAAAGGACAGGAAAGUAUUAUCCAAUGUUUGAAAUCAUCAGGGACUACUUAAAUGUUAUUUGAGGUAAGUCAAGAGAUUUUUCUGUUGCUUAAUAAAUUUAUUGAAUAUACUUAUAUACACAUGUUACAACAUAAGGAAUAUAAAAAGUUCAUGAAAUCAAGAGUUUGAUUUAAGCGUAUCUUCGAUAUACUAUGAUUAAGAUUAUAAAUAUAUAUUAAUAACAGCACCUGUGCUUCCUUUGUAGGUGCAUUAUGUAUUUUAAUACAACAAAGUAUAAAAAUAUAGAUGUUUAUAUAUUACUAGAAAGAUAACAAAAAUUAUUGUAAUAAAAAUUUCAAUAAAAUAAUACUUCAACAAUGCUUAGUUUUGUUGCUUGACGUAUGAAUGUAUAGGUUAUAGACUAUUUUAAGAGCAUUAACAGAACAUAUUUGCUGAUUGCGAGUAUAUAAACGUAUUGAAAAUAUGUUAUUAGUAUCAUAAAUUUU